Messenger RNA from Striga asiatica, 339 nucleotides. The record is from the annotation of a GenBank genome assembly. Lineage: Eukaryota; Viridiplantae; Streptophyta; Magnoliopsida; Lamiales; Orobanchaceae.
AUGCUUAACCAAGCUACCAAGGAUAGCUCAACUGCUGCGUCAGCUCGUAUUGGAGUCAGAGAACAUUUUAACCAAUCAAAUGUGUCAUCUGCUGGAGUAACUGGAGCAAGUGGAACUACUGAAGUUCAUCAUGGUUCUUCCGGAGAAGGUGAUAAUACUACAACAAAUCACACUAAUGAGAGUGGCAUUCCACAAACCCUUGAAGCUUCCAACCCAAAUCAGAAUUUGAAUGCAGCUGAAGGCUCAACUGGUAACCUUCAGGAUACAUCAGUCACAGUUGCUGUUUAUGUUAUUUUCGUGAUGUUGGACUUUGUUGCUUUUGCUCCAGUGAAUAAUUAG